Penaeus vannamei (Pacific white shrimp) is the source of this 1821-nucleotide messenger RNA. NCBI's taxonomy places the organism in Eukaryota, Metazoa, Arthropoda, Malacostraca, Decapoda, Penaeidae. The record is from RefSeq and is a predicted model, not a curated record.
AAGUGGAUCAAACGCGCGAUUCCGCCCCGGUGCAAAACGCCUCGUGCGAAAGAUGGCGCGCUGUGGCCGCCCCGGUUCCAAACUCCCUGUGUGAACAGGACCCAAGAUUCGCGGCCGUCUAUAGCACCCCGUAUCUAUGCAGGUUGCGGUUGCACUGGGUGUGGUGGUAGCCUGUGUGUUGGUGGCAACGGGGAGCGGCGAGAAUGCGACGCAGCCAAACCGCAUCCUCUUCCUGGCGCCCAUCUCCUCCAAGAGCCACAAGAACUUCUACAUCGGAUUGGCCGAAGGGCUGGCCGAUCGCGGGAGUCAGGUAACAUUGGUAUCCCCGUUCCGGCCAUCAAAGAUUCGAGAAAACGUCCGUGAAAUCUUGGUGCCUGGGGCGAGCCUUCAUAAUUACAUCCCCAACUUGUUCAAGGGCAAGACUACAGGACCCAUGGCGCUCAUGUCGGCCGCUCCUACACUUUGUUCGGAGGCGCUAGGGAAGGAGGAGGUGCAAGCUCUUUUGAAGGAGGAGUUUGACGUUGUCCUAAUUAGCGUCUUCAUUAGCCAUUGUUUCCUGUCGAUUGUUCAUAAGAUGCAGGUCCCCUUCAUCUGGGUAUCCCCCGCCGGCCCUCUGAGCGUGACCGACCACAUGAUAGGAAACCCGGCGUUCCCCUCCUUCACGGGGUUCACCCUCCUGGAGGCCAAGCACCCGCUCUCCUUCACUGAGCGAGCCAUCAGCGCCUUCGGAGAUACAUUCUCUGCCGUCAUGAUGAAUAACUAUAUUGUCUCUUGGAUGGACGACGUUUGCCGCAGUCGAGGGUUGUGCCCCGACGACAUGCCCAGUCUGGUCGAGAUGCAGUUCGGUGCCAGUCUCUGCAUCCAGAACCAUGUGAGGACCUUAGACAACCCUGCUCGACCUCUCGUCCCGAAUGCCGUUUCUGUUGGCGGGAUCCACUGCCGACCCGCUCAGCCCCUUCCUCAGGACCUGGAGGAAUGGGUUCAAGGAGCUGGCGAAGACGGUUUCAUCUUCUUCAGUCUAGGAUCUGCUGUUGUGCCAUCGGAUAUGCCUGAGGAGUACCGCCAGGUCUUAGUGAAGGUGUUUGGGUCCCUAAAACAACGCGUGUUGUGGAAGUGGGACCAGGAGGACAUGCCCGACCUACCCCCCAACGUGCGGCUCGGGAAAUGGCUCCCGCAGCAAGACAUUCUAGGCCAUGCGUCCCUCCGCCUCUUCAUGACACAUGGCGGACAACUGAGCACAAUGGAGUCCACGUACCAUGGCAUCCCGGUUCUUGGCUUUCCCGUGAUGGGGGACCAGCACACCAACAUGGUUCAGGUGGCGAGGGAGGGCUGGGGCAAAGUCAUCUUCUGGGACCAGCUGUCUGAGGAGGUCUUGACGGAAGGGAUUCGCUCGGUCAUGGACGAUCAGAGCAUGAGACAAGAAGCAAAGCGACGCUCCCGAGUGAUGAAGGAUCAGCCUCAGCCCGCGGGGGAAGUCGCAUCCUACUGGGUGAACUACGUCAUCAGGCACAAGGGAGCGCCUCACCUGCGGUCGCCCGUGGUCGCCAUGGCGUGGUACCAGGUUUAUAACGUCGAUGUGUGGAUGACCGCGGCGGCAGUGGCGAUCGGGAUCACGUACCUCCUCGUGAAGCUCCUCGCCGUAGGAUGCGCGAGACUCUGCUCCUCAAAGGGCAAGCGAAAGCGCGACUAGAUGCGAGGAGCUUGAGUGUGUGUUUCUUGUGUGUGGCUGUUUCUCAGCCUUACUGUGUCUGCAUUCAGUACAUGUAUAUGUUGGAACAUCAUUAAAUGAACAUGUAAAAAAACAAUAAAUCAAAGCUGUUG